AUGCAAAGCAACGAGGGCCAGUCGCACCGACCCAUCGAUGGAAAGGUUGCCCCGACUCAGGAUAAGCAUAUAAGUCCGGUUAUGACGGAGUCAACCGCCAUGAAACAAGCUGGAACGGCCUCGCAUGCCGUCGAUGAUCCUGUUAGCAAUCCACUGGCAUUACUUGUCGCUGCCUCAGGGGCCAUGCAUUCCGAAUCAAUAUCGAACACUCCGGUAUCCAAUGCGGAGUCGGCACAUGAAGGACAAUCUCCGACUUUCACAAGUAUCGCAAACAGCUUUCUUAACCGACCAGGACACGUGUCACUAGGCCUAAAAUUGAGUCGUGAAUCGCUACAGAGUGGGCUAGACGCCCUGUUCGCGGCUCCGACAAGCAAUGACAAGUGUACUGAUUAUUUUCGUCCCCCCGAUGAUGGCCCUCCACGAGAUGUUGGCCCGGACCUGGAUCCGGUGGAGUUGGGGUUAAUUUCAAUGGAGGAGGCUUAUCACUAUUUUUCCAUGUACUUCAUGCGCUUACAUCUAGUCAAUGGUAUCCUUGACCCUAAAUUGCACACCGUGGACUAUGUGCGUUCCAAGUCGGCACUGCUAUUUACAUGGAUGCUCGCCCUCACAGCACAAUUCGAUCAUGGGUCCGCAGCCAUUGCAAAGCGACUACGUUUGCAUGGCGAGAAAUUGUCGCGACAUGUUCAUACGUCCGGGUUCAAAUCAGUGGAGAUCGUGCAGGGGUACUAUAUUUCACUUUUGUCAGCCACCCCCGCCAGAACGCUGUCGGAAGAGCGAUCGUGGCUAUAUACCAUGUAUGCAUUUGGAGUGGCGGCCGAGCUGGAGCUGGAUCGCGCGCCUCCGUCAUAUUCAUAUCACAACGAUGGCAACCUUACCCCCAACUGCACACCACGCUCGCCCACUAACCACGACCGGGAAGACCGAACACAUGUCGAGCGACUAGUUCGCAAUCGGGAGAGAACCUGGCUACGUAUCCUCCUCUGGGAGCGAGCGAACAGCGGUGCCUCUGGCAGAAUGAAUGCCAUUCCCGAAAACGACCUUACCCGCAAUAUCGAGCGCUGGUGGAUGCAUCCACUUGCCGACUCGACGGACAAACACACCGUCGCCUUCAUCAUCCUCCGUCGCCACCUGGCAUCCUUACACGCGGAACUACAGCGACAGACAGCGCUAUCACAUUCCAACCCGCAUUGGGUGCGCGAUCUCGUAGAUGCCACGUUAGAACCGUUGCGGAAGACAUGGAUAUAUACAAUCGCCCCAUCUUCAGAACCGCUGCCAAAUGUGCACCUCCAUCAUGUAUAUCUCCAUAACCGACUAUGGACAUUAUCAUUUGCCCUGCAAGCCUCCAUCAGUAGCAACCAUGAUCUCAAUACCAUGCGAGAGGACUGUUUCCAGGCCGCGGUGCAUUGCUGCGAAGUCGCCGUGCACGACCUUGAACAGAUCGGGGAGCCAUUAUACUGCAUGCUCGCUCCAACUUGGGCGAUGAUGUCUUACACGGCAACCCUUGCCCUGAAGCUUUUCCAGUAUGUACAUCAGGGACGGCCGGGAGGCGAGAUAGAGCUCCUCGCAUUACUGGCACAGGUUGCACUGCAGCUCAAACGCGCUGGAACAACACCGUCACACCGGUUCGGGAUUGCUGCGAUAUUAGGACACCAGUUAUUGAUGAUCCUACGGACGCGAGCGGCCGGCCUGGCUUCUACAACUUCGAUCGCGGAAACUGACCACGAUGGUAACAAUAGCGGCGCCCAAAGUACCUCACACUGCCCGUCACAAGAGGGCUCGUUAAGUAUCGGCCCUAUGACAGAUAUACCGCUGGAUACACAUACCCAGGAUCCAUUAUCAUCUCCGUAUGGCCCCAGCUUAACGACCUUGACAAUGGGGAUGGAAAAUGAUCUUAUGGGCGAUGGGUUUGGGGAUUUAUUUCGAGAAAUAUUCGGCCCUAGCUUUGAGGAAAUCUUUUAG
Aspergillus pseudonomiae is the source of this 1959-nucleotide messenger RNA. Its product is annotated as fungal specific transcription factor domain-containing protein. Gene Ontology annotation, cellular component: nucleus. The record is from RefSeq and is a predicted model, not a curated record. Gene Ontology annotation, biological process: regulation of DNA-templated transcription. The coding region runs from base 1 to 1959 and encodes 652 amino acids. Gene Ontology annotation, molecular function: DNA-binding transcription factor activity, RNA polymerase II-specific; transcription cis-regulatory region binding. Lineage: Eukaryota; Fungi; Ascomycota; Eurotiomycetes; Eurotiales; Aspergillaceae. The transcript has 2 exons.